Messenger RNA from Globicephala melas (long-finned pilot whale), 4797 nucleotides. It is a transcript of the gene TMEM120B, whose product is annotated as transmembrane protein 120B. Gene Ontology annotation, cellular component: nuclear inner membrane. The record is from RefSeq and is a predicted model, not a curated record. Gene Ontology annotation, biological process: fat cell differentiation. Lineage: Eukaryota; Metazoa; Chordata; Mammalia; Artiodactyla; Delphinidae.
AGGUGCGCGCGUGGCUCCCGCUGCGCAGGAACAGCUGGUGCCUCGGAAGGCGGCCGGCGAGCGGACAGGCGUGGGGUGCUGGUGGCCGGCCGCGCCACGCUGCAGGAGCAACCGCCUCCGCCUCGCACCACUGCACCAUGGCCGGCCAGCUGGAGCGUUGCGAGCGCGAGUGGCACGAGCUGGAGGGAGAAUUUCAGGAACUGCAGGAUAUUCACAGGAUCUACAGGCAGAAGCUGGAGGAGCUGACCGCACUCCAGACUUCGUGCAGCAGCUCCAUCAGCAAGCAGAAGACACGACUGAAGGACCUGAAGCGCACGCUCCAGAGGUACAAGCGCCACACCAGUCGGGAGGAGGCAGAGCUCAUUCAGCAGUUGGGCGCCAACGUCAAGGAGCGGCAGAACGUCUUCUUUGACAUGGAGGCCUACCUGCCCAAGAAGAACGGGCUCUACUUAAAUCUGGUUCUCGGCAAUGUGAAUGUGACCCUUCUCAGCAACCAGGCCAAAUUUGCCUACAAGGAUGAGUAUGAGAAGUUCAAGCUCUACCUGACCAUCAUCCUGCUCCUGGGUGCUGUGGCAUGUCGAUUUAUCCUUCACUACAGGGUGACAGACGAAGUCUUUAACUUCCUGCUGGUAUGGUAUUACUGCACCCUGACGAUUCGGGAGAGUAUUCUCAUCAGCAACGGCUCGAGAAUCAAAGGCUGGUGGGUGUCUCACCACUACGUGUCCACGUUCCUGUCUGGAGUGAUGCUGACCUGGCCUAACGGACUGAUUUAUCAGAAGUUUCGCGAUCAGUUUUUAGCGUUCUCCAUUUUCCAGAGCUGUGUCCAGUUCCUGCAAUAUUAUUACCAGAGGGGCUGCCUCUACCGGCUGCGGGCCCUAGGGGAGAGGAAUCACCUGGACCUCACGGUGGAAGGAUUUCAGUCCUGGAUGUGGCGAGGCCUCACCUUCCUUCUGCCCUUCCUGUUCUGUGGCCACUUCUGGCAGCUCUACAAUGCCAUCACGUUAUUUGAGCUCUCCAGCCACGAGGAAUGCAGAGAAUGGCAGGUGUUCGUGUUGGCGCUUACGUUCCUUGUCCUCUUCCUCGGCAACUUCCUGACCACACUCAAAGUCGUGCACACCAAACUCCAGAAGAACAGAAGCGAGGCCAAGAAGCCGUGAGCCACGGGGCCGGCGCCCCUCGACCCCCGGACUUUGAGACUGCAGGGGAUCCCAGGCGACACCCUCGCUGCCGGGUUCCUCCCAACCAGUGCCAGUGGCCACUGGCAGCAGUGACCUCAGGGGCCAGCGGCAUCGCUGGGAGCAGAGCCGAGGCCCCGGUCCCCGGCCGGACAAGAGGAAUGUGACCCCAACCUGUCCGUGCAGUAUUAGCCCGUCCCAGCCUCCCUAUUUAUGACAUAUUUAAUAUCGGCGCACCCCCUUCCCUAGAAUCUGCCGCCCUCUUACCCCGCUGCUCUCCGCGAGACUGCGUCAGUCUUCCUGGGGGGUGGGGGAGGCUUAGCCUCAGGGUCCCCCUCUGUCCCCCAUCCUGUCGUUUGAGCCCUUCAGGUUGGGCUUCGGACGUGCCUCGCUGGGGUUGGGUUUCCGCUGACCUGCUACUUACUGAGUCCCAGGCGGGUGGAAGGAAGCCCUUCCGUGUUCCGGGGAGCCGCCCUCCCCGGGGCACCGCUUCUGCCGUAAGCUCCCGGCCUCCGCGCGUGCGCCGCGCGGGUGUUCAGGUUCUCGGAGAACCGCUGUCCGUGUCUUUGUGCCUCGUACUCUUUGUGCUUCCUGAGUCUUCAGCCUGCUGGCCGCCAGGUGGCCCUGCCUCCCACAGGCCCAGGGCUUGGCCUGAGGCGGGAGGGUUUUCUGAGGGUCACCACCAGAGGGCGCCCCUGCAUCGUCUGGCUGGUGUGAGGGCUAUUUUUUUUUUUUCCUCUCAAAGUUUGGGUCCACUUUUGGGGGCUUCAUGACUCCCACCCCUCAGCCCACCUUCCCAGAUUCUCUCCGUGAGCACUCAGGGCGUGGGGUCAAGCCCCUCGGCAAUGGUUGGGACGUAAGCCAGCGUGGAGGUCACCCACGCUCAGGCUUCCUCCCUUCACCUCAGAGCUUCUGGACCGUGGGGGGCGUCUGAGCAGGCUCACUUCGAGGCGGCGGCCACACUCUAGAGGCCAGGGCAGGUCUGUUGGUCACCUCACGUUAGGUUCUGUAUCUGUGGGGAGGGUGAAGAAGCGAACAGUUUGGCUACAUUUUCUGCGUCUUCUCAUAUGAGCCUCAGCCGUCCUUAACGACUUACUUAGAAAUCCCUGUCGACCAGAGUACAUAGAUGGUGUCCCUAAUCAUGCUCUGGGUGUCAAAGGGGUUUAAACUUUUAAAGUAUGAAAUUUCCCCUCCCCUCCCCUCCCCCCAGUAAGAUUCCACAUAAAAAUCCAGAUUUCCACUUUCCCUAGAGAAAUGGAAAGAUCUAGAAACAUUCCCACAGAGCAGCAUCUAGCUGGGCUGAGCUGCCUUGUCUAGGGUGGGGUGCUUGCUUUCUAAUUUGCCACAGGCCCCACCACUCCCUUUCAUCCCUGCCCUACUUCACUCAUUUGGGUCUCCCAUCUGGCCCCUUAGGCACUUGGGUUUGCCCUAGACUAGGAGUUGGCGAACUUUUUCUGUGAAGAGCCAGAUGGCAAACAUUUUAGGCUGUGAGGGCCAGAUGGUCUCUCACUCUAGUCUAGUCUGCAACUGGAGGGCAAAAGCAGCCAACGCGUAAACGAAUGGGCUGUUUUUCACUAAAACUUUAUUUACAAAAAUAAAGAUUUGGCCCACAGACUGUGGUUUGUGGACCUCUGUCCGAGACCAUCAUUUGUCCACGGAGCCUUGGACCGAAUGCUCUCUUGAUUCCCCAGGACGCGGCAGGGCCUUGGGGAACCUAGGUGGGGUGGGGUAGACUUCAGAAGUCUCUUUCUCAGGCCUAGUGGGCGCUGAAGCACUGGGCAACGGAGGAGGCUGAGGCAGGAGAUACCGGGGAUGGCAGGACCACCUGAAGCCAUUAUCUCAUCUUAGGUAACGCUGAUCCCUGGGCUUACUCAGGAGCCACCAGCUCUCAAUCUCUGGGGCAUCAGAAUCACCUGGGGCACUUGUUUCAAAACUCUUGGGCCCCUGACCCCAGACCUUCUAGGAGGUUCAGUGAAUCUGCACUGGGGGUUAAUCAAGUCUGUUCUCGCAGGAGGCCAGGAUGGCCUUGGUUCCAGAUCUCCACAUCUUGGCAGAAUUGGAGGCUGUGAGAGACGGGAGCUCGAUGACUCUUUAAAUGAGCCAGUGCCGUCCUUCUGCAGACAGUCUGUAGAGAGACCUGACUUGCCCAAGAUCACUCGGAGCUGGUGUCACUUUUCAUCUCGGGUUUCUGGCAAGUAGUGGCGAGCGGAGGGGUUGCAGGUGAGGAGACACUGAGCGAGGGUCACAUGGAUCAGCCAGAUAAUACUUUUUGCUUUUUGAGAGAGGUUCUUCUCUGCCUCACGUGCGUCCAGCUCUGGAAAGAUGGCGGCCAAGCCGAGGGCUGAGACUUAAGUCCUCUGUUUGGCAGGGAGGAGGGAGGGGGCUGGUGCCGGCCCCCCACGUUUGGGGCUGGGGCCUGUGUUCUUGUGAUAGGCCUCGGUCCCAUCCUGGUGCCUGAGUUCCUGCGGGGAGGAAGCAAGAAGCUGGAGGAUGCAGCCGUGCCUAUCUCAGGAAACCAGGGAGGCGGGUGACUGGGGAGAGCAGGCUUGGGGGCCGUGUGGAACGCUGCCAAGUCCACAUUUAUCCUCAUACCAGACGUCAUUUCUCAUCUCAAGCACAGGCUUUGAGGACCUAUUGGGUGUGCAGAAGGGGACACACAGCUGGGGGUUGGUAGUGAUGAGGGCACUCCUGAGUCCUGGGGACAAAUGCUAGUUCCAGGGUACAGAGGGACUGAGUCCAGCACCCUCGCUCACCACCACCAUGCAGGCUGGAGGGGAGCUCGUGGUCAGAGCCCCAGCUGGGAAAGGAGAGAGUUCCAGAAUGUUCCAAGAGCCUGGCCACAGGCUCCAGACACCAGGCCCUGGAGACGCCCGACUCCGAGUGCCCUUCGAGAGCUGGGGAGGGUGCAGGAUCCGGGGAGUAGUCUGGAGCUGGGGACCUGCGUCCUCUCAGUUCUAUCGUGAGGGCCGUGGGCCCCGCCGGGAGGUGUCAAAGCAGCAGGCACAGGCGGUGUUGUUUCUGCCGCUGUGCUUUCUUCAGAGCACUGAGGGCAACUUUGGCGGCCUCUCGGAAGACGUCCUCCACGUUCUCCCGAAACUUGGCAGAACAUUCCAGGUAGAGGGCAGCUUGGAUCUGUUCGCAGGCGCUCUGGCCCUGGUGGGGGGAGGGGCCGCGAUUAGACGAGGGGCCUGGAGCAUGCGGUCUCCUGUGAGACCCCUCACAGAUUUGGGGGCUUGCUGGGGGCGGAGGCCUCGGUGUGGGGAUGCUUCACCCCAGGGCCAGCACUCCCCAGUGUGUGCGGAUGGACCAUGAAGGCCAGUGUGGUGUGGCCUGUGGGCUGUAGCUGCUGGGAGCUCUGUCCUGGCCUCCUGCCCACGCUUCCCCUGAACUCAGGCAGAGACGGGGGCUGACUUCAGCCGAGAACUGGGGUGGUGUGUUGUGUCUGCCAGGCCUGUGAGGAGAGUUGAAGGCCUCAAGACAAAAGGGCUUCCUACGUGCUUCUCUCCCCUGCUCUUCCCGAAAGCGCAGUUAGGGCAACUGAGCUGGCUAUUAGAGUAAAAACAGUAUUUCUAACACAAAUUUAUUAAUGCCUGUUCCUUUUUAUUAAACUUCAUUAGUUUUC